GCCGAAUCAUGGAGCUAAAAUCAUCGCGAAUGGCUAUUUGGAUUCUAUGUUCUAUAAUACUGGUACUAAGAGACACUAGAGCGGCUUGCCCUAAAGGUAAUGACAACAAGCCAAACAAGGGAAGGUCAUUAAAACCUAAUAACUGUAGCUCAUCUAUACUCGACGAUGUCAUUAAAGAUUACUUACAAUCUUCUGUUAUGACUCUCAUAAUUCCGGCUGUAUACACCUUGGUGUUGGUCUUAGGACUUCCAGCAAAUUUCAUAGCCCUCUGGGUGCUUGGAUUCAAGACCAAGAAGGUGCCGUCUACCUUUCUGCUAAUUAACCUGGCCGCUGCUGACUUGCUGUUUCUGUUAGCACUUCCUUUUAAAAUAACAUAUCACUAUUUCGGCAACAACUGGAUUUUUGGUGAAAAACCCUGUGGGGCUGUCACAGCAAUCUUCUAUGGCAAUAUGUAUGCUUCUGUAUUAUUCCUUAUGGCCAUCAGCAUUGACCGCUACAUCGCUCUGGUCCAUCCUUUUUCAAAUAAACGCUUAAGAGGGUGGGGAUCUUCAAUUGGUGUUUCUGUUGGAAUUUGGAUUGUGGUGGCAGCGGGAAUGUCUGCCUUUCUCAUUGUUCCUCAAACUAAAACAUUUAAAACACCAAAUAUCACCACAUGCCAUGAUAUCUGGGCUUUCUGCUGCGAAUUUGAAUGGUAUAAAUAUUAUUUCCUUGGACUUUUUACAAUAGGAUUUGCCAUUCCAUUGGCUGUCAUUUUGUUCUGUAACGUGCCAGUUCUGGUAGUGAUAGCAAAGAGUAGAGAACCUCCUAGACAUGUAAUAAAAAUAAUCACCUUGGUACUUUUCACAUUCAUCCUCUUCUUCACUCCGAGCAACAUUCUGCUUUUGCUUCAUUACCAGAAGGACCAAUGGGAAUCCCACAACCAACUCUAUUUUUGGUACGUGAUUGCUUUAUCCUUGUCCUCUAUGAACAGCUGUACUGAUCCUCUCAUUUACUACUACAUGUCAGGAGACUUCCGGACUCUGGUGAAGGCGACAUUUUGCAGUAGUAAAGGAAAAGACAUUAGUUCUGCGAGUACCAAAAGUUCUAAACUUUAUUUCUCUUCAGAUAACAAACAUUCAAAAAGAAUGGAUCCUUAGAAGGCACAAGAUGAACUCACAUCUGAUCAAGCUGACUAAUUACCAAUCACCUCUGGAUUACAAAUGACCUAUUAGCAGCUAAUAAUUAUGCAAUAAUAAAGCAAAUGGACUGUUUUUUUUAAGGGAGGGGUUGGGUAUUUUUCUUAAACAAGUUACUGUAAUAUAAAACUGUAAUAUAUUCCCAUUCCUAAAAUUCAGUAAAACAUAGUGGGCUUAAUGUAAAAAUAAUGAAAUGCACUUCAAAAGCCACAAACUGUGUUUUAACAAAUUAAAAUACAGGUAUCGGACCCCUUAUCCAGAAACUCAUUAUCCAGAAAGUUCUGAAAAAUGGUUUACCUUGUACUUGAUCCCAUCUAAGAUAUAGUUAAUCCGUAUUGGAGCCAAAACAAUCCUAUUGGGUUUAAUUACUGUUUAAAUAUUUUUUUUUAGCAGAUUUAAGGUAGGAGAUCUGAAUUACGGAAAGACCCCUUAUCCAGCAUACCCCAGGUCCCACACAUUUUGUAUAAUGGGUCCCAUACCUGUACAAGUAAGACAAAUAGGGGAUUAUUUCUCAAAAUUGGUAUUUGUGCAAUUUUUGCACAAAUGCUGAUAAUUAUUCCCCAUACUAUACAUGUAUAUGUCUAAUGGUAUGCGAUCCCAAGACAGUUUACUCUACCAUUACAUACUGUGCAAUCUUUAUACUCUUCAUAGACAUAUUUGCAAGGUAAGUACAGAUGGAGCAGCUGUUGAUGUGCUUUUCCUUCAGCAAGUUGCAAUAGGGCAAACUGUUUCAUCAGUAGUGUUCAUCGGCAGCAUGUUCAGCCAUGUUGAUCCAAAAUGUACCAUUUAACCUGCUUAAUGUAUUUGUUCAGAUUAAUAAUAUAUACGCUGGGGGGGAAGUCACUUUGGAGGGGUUGAACUUGAUGGGCAAUAUUUUAUUUUUUUCAAACCAAACUAUCUGUGUAAUUGUUCAACUAAAACGAGCACAACUCUUAAAGACCGUAUUAAUGGUCACGCACAAGUGAUUUUUAGUUGAUUAUUAAUUGUGUCCUUGUAUAAUAAUAAAGAUGAAAUGAUAUGCAGAACCAAUAAAGUGACAGUAUACAAAUGUAA
Xenopus tropicalis (tropical clawed frog) is the source of this 2228-nucleotide messenger RNA. RefSeq names its product proteinase-activated receptor 3. The transcript has 2 exons. Bases 9 to 1136 code for a protein of 375 amino acids. The record is from RefSeq and is a predicted model, not a curated record. Gene Ontology annotation, cellular component: membrane; plasma membrane. Gene Ontology annotation, molecular function: thrombin-activated receptor activity; G protein-coupled receptor activity. Gene Ontology annotation, biological process: signal transduction; G protein-coupled receptor signaling pathway; blood coagulation. Lineage: Eukaryota; Metazoa; Chordata; Amphibia; Anura; Pipidae.